Guillardia theta CCMP2712 is the source of this 720-nucleotide messenger RNA. RefSeq lists its product as hypothetical. Gene Ontology annotation, molecular function: DNA-binding transcription factor activity. NCBI's taxonomy places the organism in Eukaryota, Cryptophyceae, Pyrenomonadales, Geminigeraceae. The transcript has a single exon. Bases 1 to 720 code for a protein of 239 amino acids. The record is from RefSeq and is a predicted model, not a curated record.
AUGUCGUCUAUGUUGCUCAAUCAUUCCUCUAUGUCCUAUCGUGGAGGCGGGGACCGGGAAGUUCAUCUUUUCCCCCGAAGAAAAGUUGGACAACAAGUCAUUCCGCACAAGGGAAGACGACCUCUCGUGAUCGAUUUCUCGGUCCUACAAUCCCUCUUCGAUAUUCCACAACUGCAAGCCAGCAAGCGACUCGGCAUCUCCCUGACCGCGAUGAAGCAGCUCUGCAGAAAGCUUGGCGUGAGCAGGUGGCCAUAUCAGAAACCCGGGAAAAAGGGGAAAACAAUCAGGAGAAAAAGCCAACAGCUGAGCCCUGCAGCAUUGGGCGAGACCAACUCACUACCGGUUGCUGAACAGCCCGUGCAAAGUUUGGUGAGCAAGAUUGAGAACGGCAGUGCAGCACAACAAAAUGAGUCUCUGACCCCAGAGGUUGAAAUCAAGAAGGACGAGGAGACACUGCCCACAAUGCAGGAGGACAACAUUGCUUGCAUGCUGGGCGUCAACUCAGUGGACGAUUCAGCCGACGACGAUGAUUCGAACUACCUCUCAUCAUCGUCCUUGUCCGAAUACGAGAACGAUGUUCUGCCGCAAAUGGAAAUACGUCCUGAUCAACUGGCCUGUGCGGAGUGCUUGCCUCUCGAACCGGAUUGGAUCGCAUGGUACAUGGCUCAUGAUGGCAACGUUUCGAUUUAUCCGCCAUUCGAAGCUUUCUGUGGACUGUGA